GAUAAAGACUGAUUUUUGGUGUCUAUGGGGUUCUGUGUGUGCCGUGAACUAACAAAGAUCUCUGACUUGUUCAGCAUGGGGACUUGAGCAGUCUGAGUUCAGAGCAAAGAUUUGACGUGUUUUGUGUGAGCUAAUGCAACGAACCCAAAUUUCAACAAAAUGGAAGAAUGGACAACUUCUGCAUGUAUGGCUAACCGCAUCCCUCCUUCUGCCAGACAUUUCUUCUAGCAAGUGUUGGUUGCAUAGAGUUUUGGGGAGAAGAUGGGAAAGGAGGAAAUCAAGGGAGUCACAAUAACCUCUGUGUUAAAAUUAACAAUCUGUAGUGUUUGAUAAUUUUUGUAAUUUAACUUCAUAACUUUUAAGUUGAGGCUUUUACAAACAUCGUUCCUUUCUUUUUGAAAUCAAGCAGGGUAUCAAGGUAUUGCAAGCCAUCUCCAAAUAUUCAAAUCUAAACUGGCAAAAUAUAUUAGAUUUUUCAUUAUUUCUUCUCACCCCAAUCAUUCCUCAUUUACACUUUGAGGCUUGAGCUCUUGGCAGGAUCUGCUGUGGUUUGAUAGGUGUUAGGUUAGUUCAGGCAGGGACAGUGCAAUUUCAUUCUUCCCAAGGCAGAGUUCUGCCACUUGUUCUUGGUAAGCUGCUAUUAAAGGAAAAUGAGAAAGAAAAUGAGGGUUUGGUACAGUUGACUCCAACUUUGAGUAGAACUUUCCUUUUAAAGUAGUUACUGGAAUUGGCACAACCAAAAGCUUAAAAAGGAUAGGAAACUGUAAGGAGAGUCCAAGUAAACCUCAGCAAAUCCAUUUAAAUGAGAGGGAAAUUAGUUCCUAAAAAAAGACAGACCAGAGACAAAGGCAACAAGACUGCGUACUCUGUGGUGACAGCUAUAAUGUUUUUCAUUUAGAGGCUGUGGUUUGUUUUGUUUUUUAGCGUCUGCUCCAGAUAUAAACAAGAGAGCUCAAUCAGCAAGAUGAAAUGAAUGUGUAAAGCUUGGAUUUGGGCCUUGCCUAAUGCACUGUCAGAUGAAAAUAAUUAACAGCUUGUGUGUACCUACUCCCUCCUGCCGAAGUCGGAAUAAUCUGUAAACCUUGCAAUAGCUUAAUGACAAAGCACCUUAUCAUUAUUCUAUUCUAAAAAUGAGCUUUUUGGUCCCUCUGAGGAGACCUUAGAGUGUAGAAAUGAGGCAGUUGGAUUAGCUGAUCUCUGAAGGCUCCUUCCAGCUGAACUCUUCUAGUAGGCAGUUUCUUUCUGUACACCCUGGCAGGCUUGUGGAGACUGUGCUGCAAUCCAAAAGCUAGCCAGAAGGCAGGCAGCACUUGCUGCGUCAGCUUUGACAUAAGUAAUUGCUCUGGAAUCUUUUUGAGUAGUGGGAGGAAUAUUAGUUUUGGUUUCUCUGGCGUGUAAGCUACAUGUGAAAGGACAGCAGCGAAUGGGAAAUCCAAACCUGUUGCCAGAAGCUGGCUGGCUAGUCUAGUGUCCCUGUGGUCAUCCAAGCCUAAGACAGGUGAUGUGAACUUCUUGUUGAAGGUGUUUGCCUCCACUGAUUUGUAAGAAAGAGUAAAAUGAGCUCCGAAUAUAAUUCAACAGUUGUUUGGCUAGAGGUUAAAGGAGUUGAUGUCCACUGAGGCACCAUCCUCUAACUGUCCCCUACCUUCUCUCUCCCCCAAAACCUAAACGUUUGAGUGACAGCAGCUUUAUCAUAAAAGGGGGACUUCCCUGUCACUCCACCUGAUCAAAACACCAGUAGCCUAGACCAGUGGUGGUCCCUCUGAUCUCUCGAAUGGCCUGUAUGCAUGCCAUUUUAUAAAGCAUUUUGUACUCUACACAGUGUUGAUAAGACUUGUCCUGGCAAUUUUAACUGCGUUUUAUAGGCAGAAAAAGCUGGCGCUGUUUAUUAUGCUGAAAUUGUCUGUCCUUGAGAGCAUGAGCUCUCCCUUCCCAGUCUGUGGCUUUAUCUUUCUGAUGCUUUGAGGAGCCUGAGUAAUGAACACAAUUUUGUAAGCAUAACUUUUUUUUUUUUUUUCCCCUUAAACUUUUUCUGCUUUUUAAAAUUGCUUUGCAACUCUUUUGGGAGGUGGUUUAUGCAAGGGAAGGAAUCCUGCAGUACUUGCAUGCUGCUUUAUUAGCCAAACAGUUAAUGAGGGAAAACCAAUUGACCAUAGUGGUGGAGUGGGUUUAAUAUUAACCUGUCAGUUAUUACACGCGAGUUGACUUUAUUGAAAGGCACAAUUGCAUGGGCUUAGGAAAGCAGAAGCAGUAGUUGGUGUAGCAACAGAUUUUUCCAUCCCCUUUUUCUUGCCCCAGGCAUUUUCCACAGUUUCCAUAUAAUUUAUAUGUCACGAUUAUUUUUCUGGCUCGCAUUCCAUAUUUUUGAUAAUUGGUGUAUUGUUGUAAAGCGAGUGCUGGAAACUUGCAUACCGAUGUUUUUUUCCAGGAAAUGACUUGCCUGUGUCCAGGACGAGCUGAUCAGACUGUUUUUUGUCUAAUGGGAACAGUACUUUACCACUGCUGGGCGAGCCAUUUGUAGCUGAUCAGCUACUUAACACAUUUCACUACUUGGUGUUCACAGAUUCUGCCAUUGGAAGGAGAGUAAUGACACUGGGAAUUUAAUUUUUGUAAAGUAAAUUAUUUUAAUAUACUUUAAUGGUCAGUUGAUAUAGCCUGAAAAUUGAAUACACGGUUAUCUGUGAAGACGUACCUCCCUCUGAGACUGGCGUGUGCUCUUUAUCAUAAAUCUCUAGACCUUGUGUUAAUGGAGAACUCACUGCCUUUCUUCGCCUUGCAUAUGGAAAAUAAAAUUACUUCAAUUUUUCAGUUGUCUUGAUGAGAAUGUUUCCCACCUUCAGUUUCUGUCAAACACAGGAGUCGGUUCCCAUGCUUAGGCUGAGGUCAGAGAAGAUGAGUAAAGGGGACUGGUGUUGGCUAUCAGUACAUGUUUUGGGUGUUCCCUUCCUCCUGAGCUGUUUGUGACGUUUUCAGCGGGAUGUCGCCUUCCUCUUUCAAUCUGAGUUCAGGAACAUAUUCCGCUUUGAAACAGCGUGAUGAAAAAUGUGAGAUUUUUGGAGCGGAAAAGCACACACCUGGUUUGAGGGCAGCUUUGUGAGCUGCUUUACAGGAGCCAUCUUAUCUGCUCUUCUGGUAGGUGUUGGAGACGCUAUGCAUUUUAUCCCUUUUUAUUCAGAUCUUGUGCUAACAGGAUGGCCAGUGCUGGAUUCAGCAAGGGCAGAGGGCUCUGAGGAGCUCAGCAUGCGUGGCUGGGCUGCGCUGUGCCCGACUGAAUCACCAUCCCUGGAGGCCUUCAAGAAACAUGUAGAUGUAGGACCUAGUAGCAUGGUUUAGUGGUGGACUUUAGCACUAGGUUAAAGGUGCAAUCUUGGAGGUCUUUUCCAACCUGCAUGAUUGUGUAAACGAGGAGGAAGGAUUUGUAGCAGUCUGGUUUCAAAUUUGUGACUUGUUCAGGGCGUGCCUGGUGAGAGUGUACCAGCAUCAGUAUUAACACAGAUCCUAAGAGGCCACUUACCUUUAUACAGGAAAGGUCCUUGGCUGGUAAGGAUGUCAUCAGCACUGUCUGUGGGAAGGACUGUAGCUCCUUGGUGAUGUUCAGGGAAGGGAUAUAGGAAACUUCCUUUUCAGUAAAUACCAGGAAGUUGAGAACUGAUGUUCAGUAACCUUUGACAUGUGCUCUCUUAGUGCUGAUCUGUUGUUGUCUUUAACUGACACCUCUGGAUUUGGAGCUGAAGGCGUGAUAACGAUCAACCAAAACCAACUCUCUGUAGCAGAUGAGUGCUGACUGUGGUAACUUUCUUCAAAAUCCAUGGAUGCAUGUGCAGCUUGUAAAUACCAGCAAGUCAUCAGCAGCUUCAAUUUCAAUUUAUGAGCAUCCCCUGAAUAAUGCAGAGGACUCUGUUAAGUGGCUUCCCAAGUCUCCCAAACUGUACAGUGGCCAUAACUGGAGCUCCCAGGGCUCUCGCUGGGCCUCGUUGAAAGGGAAGGAAGGUUUUCAUGGUGGCAACCUGUACAAACUCAGCUCUGCCAAUGGAAAGUGGAGGGAAGGAAGGAUCAGCCCUGAGCAAGAGGCGGAGGAACUGGAGGAUCCUGAUGAGGAUGAACCUAUUUCCAAGUUUUCUGGCAGCCUUUUUGAUACUGACAGUAGCGUAAGAGAUCAGAGAAAUACCAGAACAACUCUACAGGAGAAGCACAAGUCAGCAGCGAAGGGGAAAACUCUCCCAGGGACUAACAGCAAGGCACAGGCGCCUGUCCCAGCAGUGGGCAGCUUGUCCGGAGAGAGCAGCAGGUUUCUGGAGGACUCAAGAGCUGCAGAUGGGACACAGCCCCCGCUGAAGAUAACCAUUACUGUGUGCAGUCAAAUGGGGAGUCUUGGUAUUAGCAUUGCUGGUGGAAAGGGCUCAUCUCCAUAUAAAGACAAUGAUGAGGGAAUUUUGAUUGCUCGGCUACCAAAAGAUGGUCCGGCGGACUUGGUGGGGGUGCAAGCAGGAGACAGAGCAGCAGAGGGAUCCCUCAUUUCAGAACCCAAUGCCCAUGAUGCUGGUCCUGCUGAAGCUUCAUCUAAAGGCAGCCCCUUCCAGACAGUAAACCAUGUCAUAACAAUACCUCGAAUAAUCCUCACACGCCCUUCGACUUCUGAUGAAGAUACUGACCAGUUACCCCCAGAUCCGGAGGACCUUGAGCCGGAGGAGCCCAGUGGCACAGGAAGCCAUGCCUAUUCGGACUGUCUCAACAGUGCUUUUUAUCCUCCCUAGUAAAAUACUUUUUUGGAAAGAGUUCAUGAUUUUUUUCCCCCCAAUUAUUCAAUGACAUUUAAUGUAGUACUUGAACCGCUAUGCCUUAUUUGUGGGUAAAACCAUUACACAGAGGAUGGAUUUGAACUGGGGACAGGGGGAGCACAAUCCGUGUUUGUCUUUGGUUGCCUUGAACUUGCCUUCAGCCAGAACUUGUGCACUUGAAGAAAUGUGCUCUGGUGAGGUUAUGAAUGUCCCUACGUGCUUCAAUGCCCUCUUGUAAGUGCAUUCUACAGCAGCUAAAUGCAAUGAUGGGAAGAACAGAUGAUUUUUAUUCAGAGGCUACUCUAUCCAUUUGGAAACACAAUGAAAACAAUUGUAUAGCUGUUUUUUAAAAUCUCGUGUCCAUUUUGUGUUUAUGUAGCUUACCCUUUUGUGUACCUGCAGGUUCCUUUGGAUUACCCCAUUUAAUAUUGUUUUCUAUAAGAAUAAAGAUCCUUUUCUGUAUUAUAAA
Anas platyrhynchos (mallard) is the source of this 5247-nucleotide messenger RNA. NCBI's taxonomy places the organism in Eukaryota, Metazoa, Chordata, Aves, Anseriformes, Anatidae. The record is from RefSeq and is a predicted model, not a curated record.